ACAGUAUCUAUCUCACUGUCUCUCUCACACACACACACACACACACACACAGAGAGAGAGCCCGAUGGAUAUGUGACCUGUUUCCUACAAGUGCAGAAGCCGAGAAAGUCAACAGUGACUGGGACAUGCUGAGUCCAAAGAAGAGCGCCACAUUCAUGUUUAUGUAUUUUAUUUGUUUAUUCCACGAUUUAACUCGGUAUGGCAGGCGUGCCUCUUUCAUCAAGUACCUUCGGAAAGGUCUGCAUCCUGAUCAUGGUCCUCGGGGCUAUCCAACUGCUUUACAUCCUGUACUGUGAGGAAACCUGGUCGAUUCUGCCAUUUUUAAACAGCACCAGAGUGCCAGGAAACAGCAGCACGACGUCAGAAACAGUAAUACACAGAGCCAUCGUGUCAACGGAGAAGAACUUGGAGAUUUGUCCGGAAACACCUCCACAUUUGGUGGGUCCAAUGAACAUAAAUUUCACACACCCAAUACAAUUAGAGAUAAUGCAGAAAGACAACUCUGAGGUCGUGGAAGGGGGUCGCUGGUGGCCCAGAGACUGCAUUGCCCGGCAGAAGGUAGCCGUCAUCAUCCCCUUCAGACACCGUGAGUUCCACCUCAAGUACUGGCUCCACUACCUCCAUCCCAUCCUGCAGAGACAGCAGCUGGACUAUGGCAUCUAUGUCAUCAAUCAGUAUGGAGAAACGACAUUCAACCGGGGCAAGCUGAUGAACGUGGGCUAUGCAGAAGCCCGGAAGCAGUAUGACUAUGGGUGCUUCGUCUUCAGUGACGUGGACAUCAUCCCCAUGGACGACCGAAACUUCUACAAGUGCUACAGUCAACCAAGGCACCUUUCUGUGGCUAUCGACAAGUUUGGGUUUCGGCUGCCAUACAUGCAGAUCUUCGGUGGUGUGACGGCGCUGAGCUUGGAGCAGUUCACGAAGAUCAACGGCUACCCCAACAACUACUGGGGUUGGGGAGGAGAAGAUGAUGACGUCUCCCAAAGGGUCUCCAUGAGGGGCAUGUCCAUCUCCAGGCCUGAUGGUCAAACUGGGAGAUGCCGUAUGAUCAAACACCAUAGUGAGGCUCACAAUGAACCCAACCCAAAGAGGUUCGACAACUUAAGACUCACUGGACAAACCAUCAACAGCGACGGUCUCAGUUCCCUGCAGUACCGUGUCAUUAGUGUCGAGAAGAACCCUCUUUACACGAACGUCACAGUGGACAUCGGCAGCCCAUGAACUUUUGUCAAACAGCAUGAUGCUGCUGCAAUAAGCCACCUCUAUCAGUUUGUCGUAAUGUCUCGAGACAACUUAUGGGGUGGUACAAAUAAAGAGCUCUUUUCCAAAA
This is a messenger RNA of Alosa sapidissima (American shad), 1330 nucleotides long. Its product is annotated as beta-1,4-galactosyltransferase 1-like. The record is from RefSeq and is a predicted model, not a curated record. The coding region runs from base 199 to 1221 and encodes 340 amino acids. The transcript has 6 exons. Gene Ontology annotation, molecular function: cytoskeletal protein binding; beta-N-acetylglucosaminylglycopeptide beta-1,4-galactosyltransferase activity. Gene Ontology annotation, biological process: protein N-linked glycosylation; carbohydrate metabolic process. NCBI's taxonomy places the organism in Eukaryota, Metazoa, Chordata, Actinopteri, Clupeiformes, Clupeidae.